CGGUCCGCCUCUCUCUGGCGGUUCAGCACCGGGCACGGAACAGGCGGAAUACAGGCGAGAGGGCAAAGCAGGCGUGGAAACUGGGAUAAUACACCGUGUGUGUGUGUGUAUAUAUAUAUAUAUAUAUAUUAAAAAAACACACACAGACGUUAACUGACGAAUGGUCGCGGAUGAAGCAUGGCGGUCAAUUUCGGAAAAGUCCAAAUCGGGAUUUACGUCGAAAUCAAGCGCAGCGAUGGACGAAUACAUCAAGCUAUGGUUACAUCAUUAAAUGAAGACAAUGAAAGUGUUACUGUUGAAUGGAUUGAAAAUGGAGAUACAAAAGGGAAAGAGAUUGACCUUGAGAGCAUAUUUGCACUUAAUCCAGACCUCGCACCAGAAGAAGAAAUUGAGCAGAGCCCAGAAACCCCUCCACCUCCAACACCUUCAAUCAAAACAAACAAGAUAGCUAAGAAUCGCCGAACUGUGGUUCCCAAGAAUGAAACUCCUGCCAAAGACAACAGAGUUGCAUCUACACGAUCAAGACCCAGUCAACUUCCAGAGCACUCUUCUGCCGCUCAUCAGAAUGGUAGCACUUCAGACAUCUCUCCAGCUCAAUCUGGAAAAAAGGAUUUUGCGCCACCAAGUAAGGACAAUGCCCGCCGAAAAUCUAAUUGUGUGAAAGAAGUUGAAAAACUACAAGAAAAACGUGAAAAACGAAGAUUGCAACAGCAAGAAAUGAGAGAAAAAAGAGCUCAGGAUGUAGAUUCUACAAAUCCAAACUGGGAAAUCAUGUGUAUGAUAAAAGAUUUUAGAGCAAGUCUUGACUACAGACCUCUUACGGCUGCUGAUCCAAUUGAUGAACAAAGGAUAUGUGUAUGUGUAAGAAAACGACCACUAAACAAGAAAGCAAUUGUGACUCUCAGAGCAAUAAGACGUAGUUGGAGGAGAUACCAUGAAAAGAGGAACCAGAAGGGAGGCUUGAAGCUAUCAGAAACUACAAUAAGGGAUCUUGAUGUAAUCACAAUUCCCAGUAAGGAUGUUGUAAUGGUUCAUGAACCAAAACAAAAAGUGGAUUUGACCAAAUACUUAGAAAAUCAAACCUUCCGCUUUGACUAUGCCUUUGAUGAAACAUCAACUAAUGAAAUGGUUUACAGGUUUACAGCUCGACCCCUGGUGGAGACGAUAUUUGAGAGAGGAAUGGCAACUUGCUUUGCAUAUGGUCAGACUGGUAGUGGAAAAACGCAUACUAUGGGCGGUGACUUCACAGGAAAAAAUCAAGACUGUUCCAAAGGAGUAUAUGCUUUAGCAGCUCGAGAUGUUUUUCUAAUGUUAAAGAAGCAAAAUUACAGAAAAUUAGAGCUCCAAGUAUAUGCAACAUUUUUUGAGAUUUACAGUGGUAAGGUAUUUGACUUGCUGAACAGAAAAAGUAAACUAAGAGUAUUGGAGGAUGGAAAGCAGCAGGUUCAAGUGGUGGGACUUUCAGAACGAGAGGUUAAGUGUACAGAAGAUGUUUUGAAACUAAUUGAAGCCGGCAAUAGCUGCAGAACAUCUGGUCAAACAUCUGCAAAUGCUCACUCUUCUCGAAGCCAUGCAGUGUUCCAGAUUAUUCUUCGCAAGAAAGGAAAAAUGCAUGGCAAGUUUUCUUUAAUUGAUCUGGCAGGAAAUGAGAGGGGUGCAGAUACGUCGAGUGCAGAUCGACAGACACGGCUGGAAGGUGCUGAGAUUAAUAAAAGCCUUUUAGCACUCAAGGAAUGUAUCAGAGCCUUAGGUCGAAAUAAACCUCACACUCCAUUCCGAGCAAGUAAACUGACUCAGGUGCUCAGAGAUUCUUUCAUUGGAGAAAACUCCAGAACCUGUAUGAUUGCCACUAUCUCCCCAGGAAUGAGUUCCUGUGAGAACACACUAAAUACACUUAGAUAUGCGAACAGAGUUAAAGAGCUGACUGUGGAUCAAAAUGGUUCAGGAGAUGGACGAGCUAAUAUUCUUGUGCCGAGUCAGCUUGAUGCUCUGGAAGCGCAGUGGGGAUUAGGAAGCUCUCCUCAGCGAGAUGACCUUAAACUGCUCUGUGAACAAAAUGAAGAGGAGGUUUCACCUCAACUGUUCACUUUCCAUGAAGCUGUGUCUCAGAUGGUAGAAAUGGAAGAACAGGUGGUGGAAGAUCACAGGGCAAUUUUCCAGGAAUCAAUUCGAUGGUUAGCGGAUGAAAAAGUACUUUUGGAAAUGACCGAGGAAGUGGAUUAUGAUGUGGAUGCAUACUCCACACAGUUGGAGUCUAUUCUAGAUCAGAAGAUUGAAAUUCUAGCAGAACUACGAGGCAGAAUCAGAAUGCUAAAAAGAAGCAGAAAAAGCAGAGAAGGAAGCAAAAUGUUAGAACAGCUAUCCAGCGAAGACAGAAUCAAAGAGCUAAAGAAAGAACAAGAAAUCUUAGGAAUAAGCAGAGAAGUCUUAGAACAAAAAAUCUUAGAACGACUGAACAGUAGAGACAGAAUCAAAGAGCUAAAGAAAAAGCAAGAGAUUUUAGGAAAAGGCAGAGAAGCCUUAGAAAGAAAAAUCUUAGAACGACUGACUAGUCCAGAUAAAGUGAAAGCCUUCCGUUCAGCUCUUCAGGAAGAAGAGCAUGCUAGUAAGCAGAUAAAUCCCAAACGACCACGGGCUAUUUGAUUUUCAGAUACAUGCUGAGGAAUAACUGAUUCACUAAAUCCUUAUCACUGAAACUCUACUAAUGUCAAGCUAUCGUUAGCAGAACUCAAUCACUGGAAUGCUAAAAACUCUUGGAACUACAUCAACUUCCUAUUACUUUACUUGAAUAACUUUCUUCUGGACAACACACUCCCAUGGUAUUGCAACUAAACAAAUGCUUCUAAUCCAACAGCACAAAUUCACAGGGUUAGGACUUCAUGAAGUACUUUAUUUGAAACCUUUCUGGUUUACCGAGAAGCUUUUGUCAGAAAAUCCUUGCCAACUUUUUUUUAAUGUAUCAAAAAUACUGUGGAAACAAUGCUUUUAGAUACUCUGUAUUUUUUUAUUUUUUAAUUGAUGUGGUUAUGUUUUGUUGCCAUAGUUGGCUGUACAGUUUUCAAGUGUUCGCAUGCAUGACUCAUGAGUGGUGUAAAGUACCUUUCCAAUAGAUCUGACUGAACUCAUUCUUUUCUUUGUGCCUUCCAAGAAUCUAAAAUCUUCAAACUGACAGAUGUCCCAACCAACCACAGGCACAACCAUUACUUUAAUAAAAUGCAUUCCUCGUUUUCUGUGUGAAUUAGUUAUUGUACUGUAUAAUUUUGUUUUGAUUGUAAUUUUGAGCCAUCCUUUAUCUAGUUUAUUACAUUAUUUCACAAAAUGUGCCAUAUCAUUAUUGUGUUUAAAUGACAAUUGGUCUUAAUGUUAUGGUACAUGGUACAGUUUGACAUUCCACACAUACAUAAUUUAUCAACAAAGUCUUUGUUAGUAUAGCUUUUUUACAAUCCACAUGGAUUUCUUCUUUUGAUUACUGUAAAAUGCUUUCUACCAUCUCAUUUUAAUGUAUGUAGAGUGAGUGUAUUAAAAAAUAAAAUUAACUUGGAACAGGCUGUAUUUCAAAUGGAAGGUCAGUACAUGCACUUAAAUGUUAAGGUUAAAUUAAAAUUAGAGUGAGAUUCAAUUGGAAAAGUUUCAUAUUAAAGUUAUAAUGUGAGUGACUUACAUUUUCCAUAUGUAAAAGCUCAAAAGAAAAUGGUGACAGUGACUUUUAAUACAAACUGCUGCUUUUGGAGCAAUGGUUAGUGCAUAGAAAACUUGCAAAUUGAGUGAACUGUUUACAGUGUUAAUGUUUCACACUGUUCAAAUAAGCAGGGAUUGAGGUCACUGUGGACAACAAAAGUUAAAGAGCAUUGUUUAAGAAUUGCAGACUGCUGUCAUACCUUUUUAGAUUCCUUUAACGGAUUUCUGUUGAGAAUCUCUUCCUCCAGUAUCCUUGACUUCAAAUUUUCUCACUGAAAGUUCAUUUCAAAUUUGUAUUUAAAAUUUAGUAUUAAAAUAACAUGAUGUAAACCAUUACAUCAGUAGUGUGGUUUUAACAUUUUCAGCUAGACAAAAGCAAGCAGUGUGAAAAGUUGAUCAUUUUCAUGUAAUCUCAUUUUUAAUCAUUUGUUCAUGUCCCAUCUGUACAUUGACGAUGCAUAUUUUUUUCUCCAUUUUGCCAGUUGACCUCCUGCAAACAUCAGUAAAAUGUUUUUGAAUGUGAACAAUUAAGUUUAAUGCAGCAUUCUUCCAACUACUGUAAAGAUGUGUGUAUUUAAUGUCUUGACUAGUACAUUGAGGUCUGCACACAAUUCAUACGUGGAUCACAUUGUCGGUUGGAUUACAACUAGAGAGAUUGAUAAACUUUUGGAGGGUUUUUGAUUGAAUAAGUGUGAAGUCAACGAAUUGUGGGCAUUCCGAAAACGUAUAUUAGCUGUUUUAGUUUUUGGUGUGAGUAGGGGAUAAGAUUACUUAAUAUUAACUGAGGACCGUUAAUGACAGCUUAGGGUACAUAAUGUCAACCAGUCAUUUAUGGCAAAAAAUCUGGAAUAUUUGAAAUCCACGUUACAGAAUCAAUGGAAUAGGGAUUGUGUGUCAAAUUUCAAUUUGAACACAUUUUGUGAUGUUUUUCUCAAGAUUUUCUCAUAGUUUCUAAGUAGCUUUUUGUAAAAUACCAAAAACAUAAUUAAAGGAAGCUAGAAACCGAUGCAUGAGUUUUGAAAUAUUAUUUGUAAUAAUUCAUGUUUGUGAAACAAUUUAUACGGUAAUGUAAUAUUCCUAUUCAGAACUGCAUUGGUUUAAACAUCAUUAUUUGUUCCAGAUAUAGAAUCAUGAAUGUAGAAAGUCAAUCCAAGUAGUUAAAUUUGUCUUAGUGAUGAUUGCCUUUUCUUCUGCAUUAAAAUUAUGCUGAAUGUUU
Callorhinchus milii (elephant shark) is the source of this 4894-nucleotide messenger RNA. It is a transcript of the gene kif2a, whose product is annotated as kinesin family member 2A. Gene Ontology annotation, molecular function: microtubule binding; ATP binding; microtubule motor activity. The coding region runs from base 178 to 2643 and encodes 821 amino acids. The record is from RefSeq and is a predicted model, not a curated record. Lineage: Eukaryota; Metazoa; Chordata; Chondrichthyes; Chimaeriformes; Callorhinchidae. Gene Ontology annotation, biological process: microtubule-based movement. The transcript has 24 exons.